UUGAAAAAUACAAGACAACAAUUAUAAUUUAAUAAUCUAUUAAUGACUAAUUUAAUUUUCCAAAUGAAUUGUAUUUUUUCAAGUUCACAUAAUUUUUAAUUAGAUUUAAAUUGACCAUGAAUUAUAAUGAAUGAACAAAGAAUUCUUUUAAAGGAAGCUUCGGAAAUGACGAAUAAUAUAUUAUUUGUCACAAUUAUAUUAACUAUAAUUGUGACUAAGGCUAAUUUACAAAAUAAUUCAACAUUGUCACCCAUUGUUGUGGCAGCUAAUUAUAAUGAACUUUAUGAAGGAAGUGUGAAUUCAAAAAUUGAUAACAUUUUUGCAUACAAAAGAAACGUUGUAAGAUUUUUCAUUAUACUUUUUUUUUAGCUAUUAAUUUUAAUUUUUUAAAAUUAAUUAAUUUCAUCAAUUUCAGAAUAAUUUUUUGAAAAAAACACGAGUUAUUGUCGAAAGUAAUGCCACAUUUAAUUUUCCAUUACAUAUAAUUGUUAAUCAAAAAAAUCAAGUUUUUUCCUGGCAGAUUCCAUUAUCGAGAAAUUCAAAUUAUACCAAUUCUAGUCGAACUUUAUGUACAUCAAAUCAAAAUUCGACAAAUAAUGAGGAAACUAUUACAAUUACUCUUUCAACAUUAAGUAAUUCUAAAGUCAGUUUUAAACUAAAAUUACUAACUGUUGAAGAUUUUCAUAUAAGGUAAAACAAGAAUUCAUAAUUUUAUUAUUACUUUUUCAAAUUAAUUUAUGAAAAAAAAAACUUUAUGCAGAACUGGUGAAGUGAGAAAAAACAUAAGGAUAACACCCUCAGAACCAGCCUAUUAUAGUUAUUCAUUUGAUGAAAAAUCUGAAAGUAAAUCUGUUAUUGUUCAAUUAAUAUCAGACAGUAAGACAUGCAUGAUAUUCUCUAUUCAAAAUAAAUCAUGUUCCAUAUUAGAUGUUGAAAAAAAUAUAAAAUAUGCAGAUUUGUGGCAGACUGUUAGUCAUAAAGGUGCAAUAACAGUGUCUGUAAGUAUUUAUAAAUUUAUCAGAAAAAGCAAAAAUAUAUCAGCAAAUAAUAAAAGAAAAUUAAUAUUUCAGAAAAAUAAUUUUCCAAAUGGCUUUUUCAUAGUACUUGUUGGAAAAACUGAUGAUUCCAACUGUUUUGAAGUUGAGCCAAGUAAAAUGUUAUUAUCAUUAUCUAAACGUGAAAAAUUUGUUACACUCACCAUUAAUUCAGGACAUGUAAAAAAUGAUUAUUUAUUUGCCUGCAUUUUAUAUAUAAGUGCAAUUCUAGGUUUUGUAAUUAUUUAUAUUGUCAGCUCUCUAUUAUAUUAUAAAAAAUUUAAAUAUACAAAAUAUAUACUAAAUCAACAAGAUGACUACACAAUUGAUUUAGAUAAGGUGGAAAAUUUAAUUACUGAUAAAAAAUUAACCAAAAUUCAAGUUUUAUGUGUUUCUGACUUAUCAAAAAAAGAGCCUGUUGAUCUUAGUGAAAGAUCAAGACUUUAUAUGUAUUAUCUUGUGACUGUAUCAGUAUUUUAUAUUUUACCCGUUUUACAAUUAGUAACAACAAAUCAAAUAAAUGUUGAAGAAAGUGGAAAUCAAGAUAUUUGUUAUUAUAAUUUUUUUUGUGCACAACCAUUUGGUUUUUUAUCAUCAUUCAAUAAUGUCUUUUCAAAUUUUGGAUAUACAUUAUUUGGAAUUUUAUUUAUUAUUAUAACACGAUUAAGAGAAAAAUAUAAUGAUAUAAAUAGACAAACUUUAUAUGGAAUUCCUCAACAUUAUGGAUUAUAUUAUGCAAUGGGAAUUGCAUUAGUAAUGGAAGGUGUACUUUCAGCAUGUUAUCAUAUUUGCCCUAGUCAUAAUAAUUUACAAUUUGAUACCAGUUUUAUGUAUAUUAUAACUGUUUUAUGUAUGGUGAAACUUUAUCAAAUUCGACAUCCUGAUACACAUGCGAAAGCACCAGUGACUUUUGGUGUAUUAGCAUUAAUAAUAUUACUUGCAUUAAUUGGAGUUAUCGAUAGUUCAUUACCUUUUCGGAUCAUUUUCACUGUUAUGCAUUUAAUAUUUUUUUCUUAUUUAAUUGCAGAAGUUUAUUCAUUGGGUAGAAGACGAUUUUUUGGAGGAUAUUUUAGUUCAUUCUAUUUUUCGAUAAAAUACGAUUUUCAUAAGAUACGGGAAGAAGAUUAUAGUUUUUUCUAUGUAUUGAAAUUUAUGUUUUUUUUAAUGGCACUUGCGUCAAAUGUUAGUCUUGCAAUUUACAGUAGUUUAUUUUACAACAAAAAUUUUAACAUGUAUCUACUUGGAAUUUUGAUGUUAAAUCUUGUAUUAUAUCUGAUAUUUUAUUGUUUUAUGAAGUAUUGUGCAUACGAGAAGAUUCUACUUCAACCAUCAAUUUUUAUAAUUCUUACGAUAUUAACCUGGUUUGGUGCUUUCUAUUUUUAUUUAAUGCGUUCAACAUCUUCGGAUCUUAGUGCAGCUGAAUCGAGAAAUUACAAUAAACCCUGUCUUGUUUUGAAUUUUUUUGAUAGUCACGAUAUUUGGCAUUUUUUAUCAGCACUAGCAAUGUUUUUUUCAUUUAUGAUUUUAUUAACAAUCGAUGACGAUCUCAUCAAUGUUCCUCGUAAUCAAAUUCCAGUUUUUUGAUCAUUUUUAAGACACUUGUUUUUUUUUUUUGUAUAUAAUUGUAUAGUAAUUUAAAUUGUAUAUUAUUUUAAAAAUCUAAAAAUUUUUGUAUGUAAAAUAUAUAAAAUUGGUUUACGAAUAUUAAAGCAGCUUUUUAAUAUAAUACAUGUACAUUUAUAUGAAUAAAGAAUUUAUGAAACACUCAUCGUCUAAAAAUAAA
Leptopilina boulardi is the source of this 2817-nucleotide messenger RNA. Its product is annotated as SID1 transmembrane family member 1-like. Bases 738 to 2618 code for a protein of 626 amino acids. NCBI's taxonomy places the organism in Eukaryota, Metazoa, Arthropoda, Insecta, Hymenoptera, Figitidae. The record is from RefSeq and is a predicted model, not a curated record. Gene Ontology annotation, cellular component: membrane. The transcript has 6 exons.